GUUUCUUAGCUUUAUUUCCGUCGGUGUUUUUUUUUUUAGUAAAAAAGGUUAUAUACAGCGAAGCAAGUCUUUCCCCUUGGGUUACGUUUAGUUCAAAUUAUAGAGAAAUCAGACCAACCACGGAAACAACCACGUGGCACGCGCAUACCUCAAAUACACACAACCUUAAGAAACUGAAAUCUUGUUUUCACCGUCUCAUCAUAUCAGAUCAAGAACAAAUACAUAUCAGAGAAAGAGUGUUUUUAGUUUAUUGAUCUGAAAUAAAAUAUGACUAGCGGCACCGUAGAAGACGGUAAAAACAGAUCAGCUGCGACUGAUUAUCAACACCAGCAGCAGCCUCCUCCUCAUCCUCCUCCGUUUCAAGGUGUCUCUAACUAUCCACCUCCUCCUCCGCAGCAGCAGCAGCCACCUCCCCCCGGUUAUCCACAGCCAGCUCAGCCCUAUGUCUCUGGUUAUGCUGUUAAUGGAGUAGUAGAACACGAUCGUCUACCUUGUUGUGGCAUAGGCAUUGGUUGGUUAUUAUUCAUCCUUGGUUUCUUCUUCGGUGCCAUCCCCUGGUACAUCGGCUGUUUUCUUUUUCUAUUCUCUAGAAACCAGCGUGAGAGACCAGGAUACAUAGCUUGUGCAAUUGGAGCUGUUAUUGCUACGAUUUUCAUCGUUCUUGGAGCCACAAGAGGAUCAGGGGUCUGGUAGUCAAAUGACCAGACGCGACGCUCUUAAUCCGUUAAAGACCGGUUAGGGUGUUUGAUAUACUGUUGCUGCAAAAGAAGAUUGUACAUGUGUGUUUACAUAAAGAACUCAAAUGUAUAUUGUUUGAAGAUUACAUUACAGUCGACCAUGGCAUUUGUUUACUUACCAAAAAUGUUCUUCUCCAAACCAUAGUAAAAUGUAUUUGUUACUGAAAAAAAAAUUAUAUAAAUGCUUUGUGUGUGAUUUGAAGUGUUCUAAAAAGUAUUCUAAGCAGCUGUGUAAGCAGCGUUACCUUCUACAAUUAGACCGCAUAAAUAACAAUUUAGACUUCUGAUUAA
Molecule: messenger RNA, 1028 nt
Organism: Eruca vesicaria subsp. sativa (arugula)
Lineage: Eukaryota; Viridiplantae; Streptophyta; Magnoliopsida; Brassicales; Brassicaceae
Source: the annotation of a GenBank genome assembly